Messenger RNA from Spinacia oleracea (spinach), 2094 nucleotides. Its product is annotated as RNA polymerase sigma factor sigC. The record is from RefSeq and is a predicted model, not a curated record. Gene Ontology annotation, molecular function: DNA-binding transcription factor activity. Lineage: Eukaryota; Viridiplantae; Streptophyta; Magnoliopsida; Caryophyllales; Amaranthaceae. Bases 212 to 1858 code for a protein of 548 amino acids. Gene Ontology annotation, biological process: DNA-templated transcription initiation; regulation of DNA-templated transcription. The transcript is spliced from 7 exons.
GAACAAUCCUCGCAAACCAGAAAAUAUCCAGUAAUUCCCUUUCCCUAAAGAUGAAGAACCGGUGGUGGAGAGCCAAGGCACCCAUUUGGUGCACAUAUCAUAUUAAAUACUACCAAUAUCAUAUCCCUUUUGCUCUUUACUUGCUUAUUAUUAACUCGGUUUAAUUUCAAUUUCAAUGGCCUAAAAUAGGUUGUAUUUUUAUUGAUUUUUGAUGGGUUUUGGCUGCAAAUUGAAUAUGAUGAGAUGUGUUCUUCCUUCACUUCGUUCUCCUUUCACCACCAAUUCUUCCCCUCCUUGUUCUACUUCCUUUCGAGGUAAAGAGCUUGAUUUUGGCUCAGCAAGGCUGUCUCUUUUAACAAUUGGCUUCGAUGAGAGUGAAACGUUGCGUAAAGACACAUUAAGACCACAUGCAGGCUCAUCUUCAGUUCCACUAACUGUUGAGAAUGACUACUCAAACUUGGAGACAACUAUCAGUAAAAGAUCUUGCAAAGAUUUGAUCAGCGAUACUGAAGUAUUAUCUGAUAGAGACGUCUCUGUAUAUGUCCGAAGUGUACAAUCCUGUAGUGCUUCACAUUUUCAUACUCUAAUGGCAAACAUCAAUUUACUUGAGAAUAAAGUUUCUGAUUCUGAGUUGUUGAAGCUUGAAAAAGAUAUUCUUGUUCAAUUAGGAAGGUUGGGAGCAUUGCAGCUGUUUCAUGCAUGUUUGUCUAGGAUCAUUGAUAUGUCAGACUUACCAGGUCUGAUCACUGAAGAUGGCAAAGCAAAUGUCAGAAAAGAUAAUGAGUUGAAAAAAAAGUUGGUUUUUUCGAAGAGAAAGGAAGAAAGAAAAUUAAGACAAGAGAGGAGGUUACAAGCUAGUACCAGUAAAAGAUGUGCUUGUAAAUCAGAAAGUUCCAUUGAAAGUUCAAUUCAUCAUGUAGUUUCUACUGCGGCAAAGAAGACCAAGGCGAGAGGCAGAAGAGCAAUUAUUGCCAAAAAUGAAGCAGAAAUGUCGAGGGGGAUAAAGGUAGUUGCGCAAUUAGAAAAGGUGAAAUUAACCUUGGAAAAGGAAACUGGAAAGGCAGUGAGUUUAAAUUGCUGGGCUGAAGCAGCUGGUAUUGAUGAAAAGGUGUUGCAGCAUGAUUUGCACUUUGGUUGGUAUUGCAGGGACGAACUUCUUAAAAGUGGUCGUUCCUUGGUGUUGUACCUUUCGAGAUACUAUCGAGGACUAGGAGUCGCACAUGAAGACUUAAUGCAGGCAGGGAACAUUGGAAUAUUGCAAGGUGCUGAAAGGUUUGACCACACAAGGGGAUAUCAAUUCUCUACAUACGUUCAGUACUGGAUCAGAAAAGCAAUGUCUCAGUUGGUGUCACGGCAUGGAAGAGGGAUUAAAGUUCCUACGACAUUGAGCACUACAAUAAACCGCGUACAAAAGGCUCGAAAGAUCCUUAAAAGAAGUCAGGGAAAACACCCAGAUGAUGUUGAAGUUUCAAAGUCUACUGGUCUUUCCUUGGAUAAAAUUAAAUCUGCUGACAAUUGCCUAAGAAUCGUGGGUUCACUUGAUCAGAAAGUUGGACAUUUCAUAAAUAUGAAAUAUUUGGAAUGCACACCAGAUACAGCGCUAGAGAUGCCCGAAAAAACAGUAAUGAAGCAGCAUAUGAGAAACGAUGUACAUAAGCUUCUCCAAGAACUCGAUCCAAAAGAGAGACGGGUUUUGAUUCAUAGAUAUGGUUUGGAAGGUCAUUGUAUGUCACUUCAUGAGGUUGGAAAGGUUUUUGAUGUAAGCAAAGAAUGGAUAAGAAAAAUGGAGAAGAGGGCUCUCACCAAGUUAAGGACUGAACAGAAUCAAACCAAUUUAAAGCAUUAUUUGAAUCUCUAGUUUAUAGUUAGAAAUCAAACUUGAGCCAAAAUAUCAGCUGCCUUUGUAAACUUUCCAUCCCAUUUAUCUUUUUUUUGUUUACAUAAAAUCAUUUGUAUAGAAGAAGCGUAUAGAUUGUUGUGUCAUAUUCCUCCCCUAGUAAUUACAGUACCUCUUUUAAUUUGUACGUAGUACUUGUGUAAUAAUAUACGAAGUACAACUUUUUUUUACAAUGAAGAAAUGUGCAUUGGUGUAUA